This is a messenger RNA of Urocitellus parryii (Arctic ground squirrel), 3981 nucleotides long. The record is from RefSeq and is a predicted model, not a curated record. Lineage: Eukaryota; Metazoa; Chordata; Mammalia; Rodentia; Sciuridae.
GAAACCAACUGUCAGUGUGUUUGCAAUGUUUCGGUAUUCAGAUUGGCUUGAUAAGUUGUACAUGGUGCUGGGAACUUUGGCUGCUAUUGUCCAUGGAGCUGCCCUCCCCGCCAUGAUGCUGGUGUUUGGAGACAUGACAGAUACCUUUGCAAAUUUUGAAAACUUAAUCCCAGAAAACUUUACAGGUGGAGCUGACUUUAAACUGAACAUCAGUCUGGAGGAAGAAAUGACCACGUAUGCCUAUUAUUAUAGUGGAAUCGGUGCUGGUGUGCUUGUUGCUGCUUAUAUUCAGGUUUCAUUUUGGUGCAUGGCCGCUGGAAGACAAGUCCACAAAAUUAGAAAACAGUUUUUUCAUGCUAUAAUGAAGCAGGAGAUAGGCUGGUUUGAUGUGCAUGAUGUUGGCGAGCUUAAUACCCGGCUCACAGAUGAUAUCUCCAAGAUUAAUGAAGGAAUUGGUGACAAAAUUGGAAUGUUAUUUCAGUCACUGGCAACAUUUUUCACUGGUUAUAUAAUAGGAUUUACACGUGGUUGGAAGCUAACCCUUGUGAUUUUGUCCAUCAGCCCUGUUCUUGGACUGUCAGCUGCUCUCUGGGCAAAGAUAUUAUCAUCCUUUACUGAUAAAGAACUCUUGGCAUAUGCAAAGGCUGGAGCAGUAGCUGAAGAAGUCUUAGCAGCCAUUAGAACUGUGAUUGCAUUUGGAGGACAAAAUAAAGAACUUGAAAGGUAUAAUAAAAAUUUAGAAGAAGCUAAAAGAAUUGGAAUAAAAAAAGCUAUCACAGCCAACAUUUCUAUGGGUGCUGCUUUUUUGCUGAUCUAUGCAUCAUAUGCACUGGCAUUCUGGUAUGGGACUUCCUUGGUCCUCACAAAGGAGUAUACUAUUGGAAAAGUGCUCACUGUCUUCUUUGCUGUGUUAAUUGGAGCUUUCAGUAUUGGACAGGCAUCUCCCAACAUUGAAGCACUUGCAAAUGCAAGAGGAGCUGCUUAUGAAGUCUUUAAGAUAAUUGAUAAUAAACCAAGCAUUGACAGCUUCUCGAUGAGUGGGCACAAACCAGACAAUAUUAAGGGAAAUUUGGAAUUCAAAAAUGUUCACUUCAGUUAUCCAUCUCGAAAAGAAGUUAAGAUCUUGAAGGGCCUCAACCUGAAGGUGGAGAGUGGGCAGACAGUAGCCCUUGUUGGGAACAGUGGCUGUGGGAAAAGCACAACGGUCCAGCUGCUGCAGAGGCUCUAUGACCCCACUGAGGGAGUGAUCAGUAUUGACGGGCAGGACAUUAGGACAAUAAAUGUAAGAUACCUGCGGGAAAUCAUUGGUGUGGUGAGCCAGGAACCUGUGUUAUUUGCCACCACAAUAGCGGAAAACAUUCGCUAUGGUCGUGAAGAUGUCACCAUGGAUGAGAUUAAGAAAGCCGUCAAGGAAGCCAAUGCUUAUGACUUUAUCAUGAAACUGCCUCAUAAAUUUGACACCCUGGUUGGAGAAAGGGGUGCUCAGCUGAGUGGGGGCCAGAAACAGAGAAUCGCCAUUGCCCGUGCCCUUGUCCGCAACCCUAAGAUCCUCCUGCUGGAUGAGGCCACGUCAGCCUUGGACACAGAAAGUGAAGCAGUGGUUCAGGUGGCUCUGGAUAAGGCCAGAGAAGGCCGGACCACCAUUGUGGUAGCUCACCGUUUGUCCACAGUUCGUAAUGCUGAUGUCAUCGCUGGUUUUGAUGAUGGAGUCAUAGUGGAGAAAGGAAAUCAUGAUGAACUCAUGAAAGAGAAAGGUGUUUACUUCAAACUUGUCACAAUGCAGACAGGAGGAAAUGAAAUUGAAUUAGAAAAUGAAGUUGGUGAAUCCAAAAUUGACAUUGAUGUCUUCCAUAUGCCUUCAAAAGAUUCAGGAUCCAGUAUAAUAAGAAGAAAAUCAACUCUCAAGAGUGUCCAAGGACCACAAGGCCAAGACAAAAAAGAGGAUGAAAAUGUACCUCUAGUUUCCUUUUGGAGGAUUCUAAAGCUGAAUUUAACUGAAUGGCCUUAUUUUGUGGUUGGUGUAUUUUGUUCUAUUAUAAAUGGAGGCCUGCAGCCAGCAUUUUCAAUAAUAUUAUCAAGGAUUAUAGGGGUAUUUACAAAAAAUAAUGAUCCUGAAAUACAACGACAGAACAGUAACAUAUUUUCGCUGUUGUUUCUAAUCCUAGGAAUCGUUUCUUUUGUAACAUUUUUCCUUCAGGGCUUCACAUUUGGCAAAGCUGGAGAGAUCCUCACCAAGAGACUCCGAUACAUGGUUUUCAGGUCCAUGCUGAGACAGGAYGUGAGCUGGUUUGAUGACCCUAAAAACACCACUGGAGCAUUGACAACCAGGCUUGCCAAUGAUGCUGCUCAAGUGAAAGGGGCUAUAGGCUCCAGGCUUUCUGUAAUUACCCAGAAUAUAGCAAAUCUUGGGACAGGAAUUAUCAUAUCCUUAAUCUAUGGCUGGCAGUUAACACUUCUACUCUUAGCAAUUGUACCCAUCAUUGCAAUAGCAGGAGUUGUUGAGAUGAAAAUGUUGUCUGGACAAGCACUAAAAGAUAAGAAAGAACUAGAAGGUUCUGGAAAGAUCGCUACUGAAGCAAUAGAAAACUUCCGCACUGUUGUUUCUUUGACUCAGGAGCAGAAGUUUGAGAAUAUGUAUGCACAGAGUUUGCAUAUACCAUACAGAAACUCUUUGAGGAAAGCACACAUCUUUGGAAUCACAUUUUCCUUCACCCAGGCAAUGAUGUAUUUUUCCUAUGCUGCUUGUUUCCGGUUUGGUGCCUUCUUGGUAGAAAGGGGAGACAUGGAAUUUGAAAAUGUUCUGUUGGUAUUUUCAGCUAUUGUCUUUGGUGCCAUGGCUGUUGGGCAGGUCAGUUCAUUUGCUCCUGACUAUACCAAAGCCAAAGUGUCAGCAUCCCAUAUCAUCAUGAUCAUUGAGAAAAUCCCAGCGAUUGACAGCUAUAGCACGGAAGGCCUAAAGCCACCUAUGCUGGAAGGAAAUGUGACAUUUGAUGAAGUCAUGUUCAACUAUCCCACGAGACCAAACAUCCCAGUUCUCCAGGGGCUGAGCCUCCAGGUAAAGAAGGGCGAGACACUGGCCCUGGUGGGCAGCAGUGGCUGUGGGAAGAGCACGGUUGUCCAGCUUCUCGAGCGGUUCUACGACCCCUUGGCCGGGACAGUGCUACUGGACGGCAAAGAUAUAAAGCAACUGAAUGUCCAGUGGCUUCGAGCACACCUGGGCAUUGUGUCCCAGGAGCCCAUCCUGUUUGACUGCAGUAUUGGAGAGAACAUCGCCUACGGGGACAACAGCCGGGUCGUGUCACAGGAAGAGAUCGUGAGAGCAGCCAAGGAGGCCAACAUACACAACUUCAUUGAAUCACUGCCUGAUAAAUACAACACCAGAGUCGGAGACAAAGGAACUCAGCUCUCUGGUGGGCAGAAGCAGCGCAUUGCCAUAGCUCGAGCCCUUGUGAGACAGCCACACAUUUUGCUUUUGGAUGAGGCCACAUCAGCUCUGGACACAGAAAGUGAAAAGGUUGUCCAGGAAGCCCUGGACAAAGCCAGAGAAGGCCGCACCUGCAUUGUGAUCGCUCACCGCCUGUCCACCAUCCAGAAUGCAGACAUGAUCGUGGUGUUUCAGAACGGCAAGGUCAAGGAGCAUGGCACACAUCAACAGCUGCUGGCACAGAAAGGCAUUUAUUUUUCAAUGGUCAGUGUCCAGGCUGGAGCAAAGCGCUAGUGAACUGUGACCAUAUGAGAUGUUAAAUAUUUUUUUAAUAUAUAUUUUUUAAAUAUGGCAUUUAAUCAAAUUUACAAAGCAAGUGCUUAUUGGAACAUGUACUUAUCUGUUUAACAUUUUCUUCCACAAUUGAACAUUAUUUCAUCAAGUUCAGAAUCUUCAGAGACAUUACAAUUACAGGAAGAUAAAUAGAAACAACAUCAUCAAAUACGGGGUGGGGUGCAGAUAAUGGUUUUAAUUGCAUUCUAGAAUUUAUAAAAGGA